Messenger RNA from Colletotrichum orchidophilum, 90 nucleotides. RefSeq lists its product as uncharacterized. Bases 1 to 90 code for a protein of 29 amino acids. NCBI's taxonomy places the organism in Eukaryota, Fungi, Ascomycota, Sordariomycetes, Glomerellales, Glomerellaceae. The transcript is spliced from 3 exons. The record is from RefSeq and is a predicted model, not a curated record.
AUGGCCUCGCUCGGCUCAGACAUGCUGGACGCGUUCGUUCGGUCCAUUCUCAUUAACCGCAAUAACAGGCUCGCUGCUCCCAUAUAUUGA